UAGGGUUUCACUGGCUCUCGUCAAUUUAUUCUGUGUAUAUAUCUGAGACUUUGAUCAACUUCGUUUCCUUUGGCUGGGAUUUCGGAAAGGGAGCAGUGACUAGAGAGGCAGCAGGCAUGGUGAAGUAUUCGAAGGAGCCAGACAACCCGACUAAGUCCUGCAAAGCCAGAGGCUCUGAUCUCCGAGUUCAUUUUAAGAAUACAAGGGAGACAGCCCAUGCCAUUCGUAAGUUGCAUCUGGUCAAGGCCAAAAGGUAUUUGGAGGAUGUUUUGGCCCACAAGCAAGCCAUUCCAUUCCGGCGCUUUUGUCGUGGUGUGGGGCGAACUGCACAAGCUAAAAACCGUCAUUCAAAUGGACAAGGACGCUGGCCUGUUAAAUCUGCUAAGUUUAUUCUAGAUUUACUCAAGAAUGCUGAGAGUAAUGCUGAGGUGAAAGGUUUGGAUGUGGAUUCACUUUAUAUAUCUCACAUCCAGGUAAAUCAAGCCCAGAAGCAAAGGCGUCGCACAUACCGAGCUCAUGGAAGAAUUAACCCUUACAUGUCAUCUCCAUGCCAUAUUGAGUUGACUUUGUCAGAAAAGGAAGAACCUGUCAGAAAGGAGCCUGAGACUCAGUUGGCUCCUAAGAAACCAAGGGCUCAAGCACUACGCAGUGGUGCUUCUUCUUAAGAUGCAGAGUUGUAGACCGAGUUUCAACAAGUCUUUUUCUUGGUUCUCCGCAGUAAUGUAAGAACAUUUUUGUGUGUUUUACUUGAUAAAAGUGUCAUGAACUCAGAGCUUGUCUUCCGGGAGAUAUUUGUACUGUAUUUUUGGCAUCUUGAUGUGAAACCAUUUUAACUUUUGCCAUUCGUCAUGCAUUUAACAUGAAUGGUCAAAACUGCUUUGGUUCUCUACGUAUUAUUACCUAGCUGAGCUGGUGUAGCUUCGACCCAACAAC
This is a messenger RNA of Juglans regia (Persian walnut), 933 nucleotides long. RefSeq names its product 60S ribosomal protein L17-2-like. Gene Ontology annotation, cellular component: ribosome; cytosolic large ribosomal subunit. The coding region runs from base 117 to 665 and encodes 182 amino acids. The transcript is spliced from 7 exons. The record is from RefSeq and is a predicted model, not a curated record. NCBI's taxonomy places the organism in Eukaryota, Viridiplantae, Streptophyta, Magnoliopsida, Fagales, Juglandaceae. Gene Ontology annotation, biological process: cytoplasmic translation. Gene Ontology annotation, molecular function: structural constituent of ribosome.